Molecule: messenger RNA, 213 nt
Organism: Ilex paraguariensis (yerba mate)
Lineage: Eukaryota; Viridiplantae; Streptophyta; Magnoliopsida; Aquifoliales; Aquifoliaceae
Source: the annotation of a GenBank genome assembly
AUGCUCACGGUUACCGUGAAUUCUGGGGGUGUAGUAUUUUUUGCGCUAUUCAACCAACCUGAAAAUGAUGAAUCUUCCCCAGAGGAAGCAGCAGCUGUUAUCAAGAUAUCAUCUUCAAGGAUGGCCACACAAUCAGAACGCCUUGGCUAUGAAUUCGCAAAAUGGCUAGGUGUCCGAACUCCGCAAGUUGUACCUAUGUACUUCAUCAGUUAG